AUGAAUCAAAGAGCUGUUUAUUUCUAUGAUGAUGACAUUGGCAAAUUUUACUAUGCUCCUAACCAUGCAAUGAAACCUCAUCGUGUAAGGAUGGCUCAUACAUUAAUUACAGCUUAUGGAUUAGACAAGAAAAUGAGAUGCCUUAGACCAAAGAGAGCUACUGCAAAUGACAUGAUGAGAUUCCAUUCCGCCGAUUAUAUUAGUUUUUUAGAGCGAGUUCAACCAGAAAAUAUAGAUCAAUUAAAUGGCUUAGCAGAAAAAUUUAAUUUAAAUACAGAUACACCAAUUUUUGAAGGAGUUUUUGAGUUCUGUCAAAUAUCAGCCGGUGGAACUCUUUCCGCUGCAGAAGAAUUAAUAAAAGGAAAAGCAGACAUCGCUAUCAAUUGGGCAGGCGGUCUCCAUCAUGCCAAAAUGACACAAGCAAGUGGUUUCUGCUACGUUGCUGACUGCGUACUUGGAAUUCUCAAAUUACUUGAAAGAUACAAACGUGUAAUGUAUAUUGAUAUCGACGUUCAUCACGGUGAUGGAGUUGAAGAAGCAUUUUAUACUACUGAUCGCGUUCUUACAGUUUCUUUCCAUAAAUACGGACAUUAUUUCCCUGGAUCAGGCAAUUCCAAUGAUGUCGGAGCAGGAAGAGGCAAAUACUACAGUAUUAAUGUCCCUCUCAAAGAUGGAAUCGAUGAUAAUACUUAUACAAUGUUAUUCAAAAAUAUAAUUACAACAGCCUUCGAAUGGUACCGUCCUGAGGCCAUAUUAUUACAGUGUGGUGCAGAUUCAUUAACAGGUGAUCGUCUUGGCACUUUUAACCUCACAAUCAGCGGACAUGCAGAAUGUAUCCGAAUUUGCAAGAGUUUUGGAGUUCCUUUGCUUCUAACCGGUGGCGGUGGAUACACAGUAAGGAAUGUCGCCAGAUGCUGGACUUACGAAACAGCUCUUGUUUUAGGAGAAGAAUUAGAAAAUCAAAUUCCAUAUAAUCAGUAUCUUCCUUAUUUCGGACCUGAUUAUAACCUCCACAUACAACCAUCGAACAAACCAAACCAGAAUGCUGAAGAAUACCUCAAAAAGAAAGAAGCCGAAAUUAUGGACCACAUGAGACAUCUUCCUUGCGCUCCUUCGAUCAGAUUAUGGAACUCUAAGGAUGAAUUAUCAAGAAUGCUUGAAGAUUCUGAUGAAAGUGACGAUAAUUUUUAUGAUUCAAGACUUACUGAUUCUUGCAUUCAUACUGACUAUCAUUUUUCAUAUCUUCCUCAAUAA
Trichomonas vaginalis G3 is the source of this 1254-nucleotide messenger RNA. RefSeq names its product histone deacetylase class I, eukaryotic type family. The coding region runs from base 1 to 1254 and encodes 417 amino acids. Gene Ontology annotation, molecular function: histone deacetylase activity. Lineage: Eukaryota; Parabasalia; Trichomonadida; Trichomonadidae. The record is from RefSeq and is a predicted model, not a curated record. The transcript has a single exon.